Messenger RNA from Manis pentadactyla (Chinese pangolin), 1979 nucleotides. RefSeq names its product olfactory receptor 9Q1-like. NCBI's taxonomy places the organism in Eukaryota, Metazoa, Chordata, Mammalia, Pholidota, Manidae. The transcript is spliced from 4 exons. Bases 700 to 1692 code for a protein of 330 amino acids. Gene Ontology annotation, cellular component: membrane. Gene Ontology annotation, biological process: G protein-coupled receptor signaling pathway; sensory perception of smell. The record is from RefSeq and is a predicted model, not a curated record. Gene Ontology annotation, molecular function: odorant binding; G protein-coupled receptor activity; olfactory receptor activity.
AAUAUCGACAGUGCCAGCUGGUAGUACUAAGAAGAUAAUUUAAUACCUUUUUUCUGAAAAAUAUAAGAAAGAUGAAAUAGUAAUUUCUGUAGUUUGUGUUUCCUAUAUGCCAGGAGAGAUUCCAAUGACAUGUCUUUAAGGGUGCUGGUGUUGGGUGAAUGACCUUGAGCAGCCUUCUAACCACCCCCACUGCCUUGCGCCUGAGUUACUGCUUCUGCAGAGUGGGGAGACUCACAUCAUCUCUGUUCUUAGCAGAGCUCUUCUCAGGGUAAAAUAGAUGGGACAUCGCUCUGAAAGGUCAAAGGUACCCUGCAAACGUGCUAAUUCCUACGGAGUAAAAUAAGGCAGGGCAAGGAGAAUAGCGAGUUUGCCCUUUUAAGUGUCAGCAUUCAGCUUAAAUGUCACAUCCUUGGAAAUCAUCUCCCCUGGAUUUCUAACCUGGUGUGGAAAUUAUCGACUGCAUAUAUGACCUACAUCUCACGGUAACCUGUUUGUGCAUCUGUAUGUGUGUCUCUGUGUGUCUUUGCAGCACACAAGGGAUGGAAACAGGCCCCAGAGGUAAAGAAUCUUCCAGUAAGGAGUUUCCCAAGAAGCCUGCCUCUAGGAAAAGCAGUGAAAGACAAAGACAGGAUAUCAACAAAGAAAUUCUGUCUUUUAAUGGGGACAAAUAUUGAUAAAGAUUUGGAAUGAAAUUAUGUAAUGGCAUCUUUCUAUAUUGACAGAGAGUACUGCACUUUUUGGGAUACCUCUGGCUACAUGGCAGAGAAGAACCUGACCUUAGUGACAGAGUUCCUCCUCAUCGCCUUCACAGGCUGUCCUGCGCAGGCAGUCCCUCUCUUCCUCCUGUUUCUGUUUAUCUAUCUCAUCACCUUGUUAGGGAACGUGAGCAUGACUGUCCUGAUCUCUGUUGAUGGCCGGCUCCACACCCCGAUGUACUUCCUUCUGCGUCACCUGUCUUUCACGGACAUCUGGUACUCAUCUGUCACCGUCCCUCAGAUGCUGGCCGUGCUGUGGGAGCACGGGGCAGCUUUACCCUACGCACGCUGUGCAGCCCAGUUCUUCUUCUUCACCUUCUUUGGUGCCAUUGACUGCUACCUCCUGGCCCUCAUGGCCUAUGACCGCUACGUGGCCGUGUGCCGACCCCUGCUUUACGUCACCAUCAUGACGCAGAAGGCCUGCUGGGGCUUGGCGGCCGGGGCUUAUGUUGCUGGUUUCUGCAGUGCGUUGGUGCGGACGGUCACUGCCUUCAGUCUGUCCUUCUGUGGGGACAAUGAGAUCAACUUCAUUUUCUGUGACCUCCCUCCUUUGUUAAAGCUGACCUGUGGGGACAGCUACCCCCAGGAGGUGGUGAUCAUUGUGUUUGCCAUUUUUGUCAUCCCUGCCUGUGUGGUGGUGAUCCUGGUGUCCUACCUGUUUAUCAUCGUGGCCAUCAUGAGGAUCCCCUCAGUCGGGGGCCGGGCCAAGACCUUCUCCACCUGUGCCUCCCACCUCGUGGCUGUUGCUUUGUUCUUCGGCUCCCUCAUCUUCAUGUACCUGCGAGAUAACACGGGCCAGUCUUCACAAGAGGAUCGUGUGGUGUCUGUGCUCUACACAGCAGUGAUCCCCAUGCUGAACCCCCUCAUCUAUAGCCUGAGGAACAGGGAGGUGAAGGAGGCCCUGAGGAAAAUUUUCAACAAAGCCAAGUUGUCCUAACCAUUUCUGACCUCGGAAAAUCCUGAGAAUCUGGAUUGCUGGCAUUCCAGACACUCAUUAUUUAUAACACGCUCAAUGUUCAAAUGAAUGUGAACCAGAAGUUUUAGUUGUGGAGAGAGAAAGGAAGAAAAGGAAGAGGCCCUCUGAGAAGAGACUGGGGUGAGAGCUCAAACUGCUAGGACAAAGGCCAAAGGACCUGAAGUUAGAUCCUGUGUAAUUCCGAUGUGGCACACUUCACAGGUGUGUGGCAAUCAAACAAGUUAUGUGGUUUUUGCCAAAUGUUCUCU